Molecule: messenger RNA, 1110 nt
Organism: Aspergillus melleus
Lineage: Eukaryota; Fungi; Ascomycota; Eurotiomycetes; Eurotiales; Aspergillaceae
Product: alpha-hydroxy acid oxidase
Exons: 9
Coding region: 1-1110 (369 amino acids)
Molecular function (GO): oxidoreductase activity; FMN binding
Source: RefSeq, a predicted model, not a curated record
AUGGCCAACCGUCCGCCUGCACUUGACAAGCAUGUCUUCUGUAUCAAGGACUUGAGAGAGGCUGGCAACAAGAAGCUUCCGAAGGCAUACAGAGACUUUCACGAUGAUGGAUCAAUGGAUAUGCUCACGUUGAAAGAGAAUGAAUCCGCAUUCGAUCAUUACAAGAUCAGGCCUCGAGUGAUGGUUAAUGUCGACGACAUUGACACGUCGACCACUCUCUUCGGCAGCAAGGUAUCAUUCCCUCUUGGCUUCAGCCCGACUGGAAUGCAAAAGCUCGCUCACCCAGAUGGUGAGCUUGCUACGUCCCGCGCGGCAGCCAGCACCAACCUGGGUAUGAUUCUGUCGUCCUACUCAACGGUCUCCAUGGAAGAGGUCAUCGAGCAAGGCCAAGAGAACCCAUAUGCAAUUCAAAUGUGUAUUCUGAGAGAUCGGUCAUUUGCACUGAAGUUGUUGAGGCGCGCCGAGGCGGCCGGAUACAAGGCCUUCUUUCUCUCCGUCGACUUCCCACUCAUCGGUCAGCGACUGAACGAGUCCCGGAAUGAGUUCGUGCUUCCGGAGCAUAUGUCCUGGCCGAAUCUCAACUUCGGCGGUGACAGCUUCUUUGGCGGCGGCGGUGGCACAUCUUACGACUCCAGCAUUGAAUGGCGCGAAUUCAUCCCCUGGCUCCGUGAAAACACCACCCUACCAAUCUGGCUCAAGGGCAUCACCACCAAAGAAGACGUUGAACUAGCAAUCGAGUACGGCGCCGACGGCGUCGUCAUCUCCAACCACGGCGGCCGACAACUCGACGGCGCGCCCGCGGCUAUCGACGCGCUGCGAGAAUGCGAACCCAUCGCUCGCGGCAAGAUUCAGAUUGCCCUGGAAGGCGGCAUCCGACGUGGGUCUGAUAUCUUCAAGGCCCUGGCGCUGGGGGCCCAGCAUUGUUUUGUCGGGAGAGUUCCUAUUUGGGGUCUUGCUUAUGACGGCCAGAAUGGCGUUGAGUUGGCCAUGAAGCUUCUUCAUCGCGAGUUGAAGACGACGAUGGCUUUGGCUGGAUGUCGUACGAUCGACGAUAUUCGACGAAGCCAUAUCUCCGUGCUUCAAGCCGACCGGGUCCUUGCGCGUCUGUAA